UCAAAGGUCUUUUGUUGCUCUGGUUGCACCUGCUGACGGGUGUCAUUCACAAUACUCCUGCUCACAGAACAUAAAGGGCGGAAUUAUGGGCCGGUCAAUGCAGCCUCUCCAGCUGCUGUGCUUGGUCACCGUAGUGGCAAUAAUUACAAAGAAUAACUGUGCUGAAGUUGAAGAUGAAGGACUUGUUGAAAACUUAACCAACAAGCUUCUGACGGCUAUCCCUCCUAACAGCUGCAAUUCCUCUGUUACUAAACUGGUGAUGGAGGGGAAUCAGAUUACUCUCUCCAAAGAAGACAGACUAUCCCUGGCCAGUUAUUCCCAACUGAUGGAGCUCUACCUAGAUGCCAACAAAGUGGACAAAAUACCAGUCACGUACUUCAUGGUUGUACCAAACCUCAGGGUGCUGUCACUGUCUAGGAACCAAAUCAACAGCCUAGAAGCACAGUCCUUCUCUGGCCUUUAUGCCCUGAAGAUGAUGAACCUAUCCUACAACCAAUUGACACAUCUCCCUGCUCAACUAUUCAGAGGGCUUAAUAAUCUACAGGUGGUGGACCUGCAGGACAACCCGUGGAAUUGUUCCUGUCCAUUUUUGAGCCACUUUGAAGAAAUAAGAGCAGCCAUCAGACGGCCAAAUACAAAAUGUGCUUCACCGGCGCAACGUGCUGGAAUGGAUCUUUUUGAGGCAAUGGCUCAGUGCUAUCCAACAUCACUGACCUACUCCGCUCCAGAUGCAAUACACACAACCAGUGGCGUUAAACAAUCAAAGCUGGAAACCACAUUGCCAAAUACGAUGCUGACUUCCAGCCAGAACAGUUUCAACAUCGACCAAAAGCCUGUUUCUGGAAACACGUGGAAAUUUACAGCAUGCGUUGCAGCCUUGGCACUGACUACAUCUGUUCUCAUCGUGUGCGCCAUCAAAGGCCCCUCGUGGUAUCGGCUCUUCCACAACUACCGGCAUCGACAUCUGCGCCAAGAAGAGAACGAAGACGGCCACGGAGCCUCCAGCAUUUACUCAGAGACUGGGAGAUACAUGAACCAGAAGACGUUCAUCUUUGACCGUCAUGGGUCCGAGGAGGAAGAGGAUGUGCACUACUUUGAGGAUCCUUACAUAAAGGCAGUGGGCUAACCUAAAUAAAGUUAAAUCUGUACAUACUACUCAGGUCACAUAUAUUGACAACACAUUUAUGUCGACCAACUCAUCAAGUCCCAGUCCACAAUAAAAUUUUAAUACUAAAAAGUGUCUGCUUAAGUUGACAUAACGUACAGAUUUAACCUAAAUAAAGUUAAAUCUGUACAUACUACUCAGGUCACAUAUAUUGACAACACAUUUAUGUCGACCAACUCAUCAAGUCCCAGUCCACAAUAACAUUUUAAUACUAAAAAGUGUCUGCUUAAGUUGACAUAACGUACAACUUUUCAUGUUGACAUGUGUUUCAUGAAGUAUUUUUGUAAUAUCAUCAUUAUUAUCACCAAGAAGCAACAUGACAUGUCUCAGUGACUUCCUGUUCAGUGCAAAGUAAGUUUUGAAAUAAAAGCUUUGGCAGUAUUAACCUGGGUUUAGCAACUAA
Messenger RNA from Nerophis ophidion (straightnose pipefish), 1568 nucleotides. RefSeq names its product leucine-rich repeat-containing protein 19-like. The record is from RefSeq and is a predicted model, not a curated record. Gene Ontology annotation, biological process: positive regulation of non-canonical NF-kappaB signal transduction; interleukin-8 production. The transcript has 7 exons. Gene Ontology annotation, molecular function: signaling receptor activity; protein binding. The coding region runs from base 86 to 1126 and encodes 346 amino acids. NCBI's taxonomy places the organism in Eukaryota, Metazoa, Chordata, Actinopteri, Syngnathiformes, Syngnathidae. Gene Ontology annotation, cellular component: plasma membrane.